This is a messenger RNA of Orbicella faveolata, 1549 nucleotides long. RefSeq lists its product as uncharacterized. Gene Ontology annotation, biological process: snRNA transcription. NCBI's taxonomy places the organism in Eukaryota, Metazoa, Cnidaria, Anthozoa, Scleractinia, Merulinidae. The record is from RefSeq and is a predicted model, not a curated record. Gene Ontology annotation, molecular function: RNA polymerase II general transcription initiation factor activity. Gene Ontology annotation, cellular component: nuclear body.
ACCCUUCAACAAUUAAGAUAUAUUUUGGAAAUUUUUAAGUCUGGAUGAAAACCUAGAGUGUGGGCAAUACUUUGUUGUGGGGUUAUUCAUCAUGUAUCAUGCAUCCAGGUUAAGGCAUACUGGUAAUUUUGUGAUCUGUCCUGUUAACGAGAUUCAAUUACAAAUUGAAAAGCAUUUCGAAACCAUUGAUAUUGCAAGUUGUGGGAACAAGUUGCUCUAACUUGAUUUAAGUUAUUCUUUUUUCAACUUACUGUCAGCACUUGGUAUGCUUUUCAACUUGCAAUACAACUUUGUUCUGUGCAUAGGUAGCAAGAAUAAUGUUUCCUGUACAUGUAUGACUGGGUUUUAAUUUAGACAACAGGAGUAAUUUCUCUGUAUGAUGGAAGAAAGGGUGUUGUGUGAACAAACAAAAAGACAGCAGCAAAGGGGACUCUAUUGUCCUUUCAACUGUUUCUCAACCUGAAGUUCUGAAAGGUUAAUUGACUGUGGUAGUGAGUUUGUGAAACUGAUGUAUUAAGCUUUAGCCCUUCAUCAUAGCAAGCAGGUGACUUCAGAUGUUUGCUCUAUUGAAAGGCCAACACUUAAAACCUCGGCUUCACAAACUCAUUACCACGAUCAAUUUACAACUUCAAGUUGAUGAACAGCCAAGAGAUUUCCUUUUUCCAAACAUUAAAAUAGCGAAGAGAUUCACUCUCCUGCCAACGUGGCCUAACAGUUUCCUUAGAAACUAUAACAUUGUUCAUACUGUAUGUCAUUCCUCGGUUUAUUACUUUAAUCAGUUUCUUUUCUAAUCUCUGUACAGAUAAUGACUAUAGCUGCCAUGGAGCCAACACAAGCUGUUGCUGCAGGAAAUGAGGCACCCGACUAUGGCCAGAUUUAUACCUUACUGAGCAGAAUAAUGCGGGGACAGCCCCCGCCCAAUCUCACCCCUCUCGAUGCACGUGUCAUUCUGGAUUUGUUAACUGACCUGGAACGUAGACUUGCAGGCCAUGAUGUAAGCAGCCAAGUCAACUUUGUUACCAACAAAUACAAAGAAGUGAUGGAAAAUCAAGGUGGAACCACCUCUUGUACUCAAACACAGCUCCCUGCACGUCAUGGUCGAGCUGAAGCUGCUAACAACAGUUCUGAUCCAGGAAGCAGUUCGAGUAAACCCAGAACACCGCUGUUCUCUUUAAAUCCCCUUAAUGUACCAGUGCAGUUACUGAAUUUAAAGAAGCCAACUCCAGUUUCUAGUUCUCAAACAUAAAUGUUUUUUUUAAUUAUUUACAUUAUUUUAGAUAACUUGGUGAGAAUUUCCUAUCAGGUGUUUGUGUUUUUGAUAAUCGCAGUGUUUUCAAUGAGGUCUGUACUUUAAAGUACUCUUUUUUCUCUAAAAUAGCAUUCCUGGCUACAGUUUGCCAUUGACUGCAGCUUCCAAUUCAUCUUAUUUGAAGGAAAGCUAAAAUUCCUUUCUUGCAUCCCUACAUUGUUCAGUGAUGUUCAGCAGUUUUGGUUGAUGCAUUGUUUAAGCUAAGGAAGGAUUGCUUGAAUAAAGGUUUGACCUCUCUGA